AUGUCCCGAAGGACGCUGGGUGGAGGCCGUGUCCUGGGCACUGCGAAUGCUCUCUCAUCCACUUCAACCCCGUCUCCGCAACCUAAGCCUAGGGUCCUUUCACCCUCCGCCAGCAGCCUCUCCCUCAGUUCUCAGGCCUCCGCCUCUCAGCUCUCAUCCGAAACUCAAGACCUGACCUCACGGAUAUCCUUGGAUAAUGCCGGUUCCUCGAUUCGGGCUCCCCCGGCUGCUGCCGGCUCUCAGCUGGCCUGUCCAAUCUGUAGUGAGGAGAUGGUUACACUACUACAAUUGAAUAGACAUCUCGACGACGUACACCAAAAUCUGGAAGACGAUCGACAAGAUGAAGUCAAGGAUUGGUUUAAAGUUCAAAUGGAGAAGGCAAAACGGUUCCAGCCUCUGGCUGUUUUGAACCAGAAGCUGAAGGGGCUUGAUGUAUUCGAGUCGAACGAGAACAUGCAGACUUUCGCGGGUGCAAGUCGGCCACCAGGACCCUCGCAGGUAUAUACUCCUGAAGCAUCGAGACCCCUCGAGGCGGAUGACAUCAUAAAGAAGGAUCACUGGCAGGUUCGUGGUCUGUGCGAUAGUUGUUUGGAGCCGUCGUGUGGGAAGCGACUGAAUGCUACCAACGGAUGCGUGAAUUGUCGAAAAUGUGGGAAAUUGUUCUGCGAGGAACACACCAUGUACCAAAUGAAGCUCUCGAGAUCUGCGCAACACGAACCUGUUCGGGGCUUAUGGUAUAGAGUUUGUGAGACUUGCUAUAAGUCACGGGAGGGAUAUAAUGAUCAUAAUGGCCUGAUAAGGAAUCGAACGGAUGAGUUUAAGGCGGUGAGAAAACAGUCGGUCGACAAAGCUUUCUUGGAAGUUUCUCGACUAGAGAAGCGGUUGACGCGGCUCACUCAGCUACUUGCCAGCUUGCCUCCGGAACAGAUCCAGUCGGCGGCAAAUAAACGCUGGCAGAUUUCGUGGCCAAAUGACCAACGGAAGGCACUCGAGCAGACCAUUGUCAGCUGGCAGGAUGACUCGAGCGUCUCCCGGUGUCCUUUCUGUCAGCAGGAUUUCACCAGCUACUCCUUUCGGAGACAUCAUUGCAGGACUUGCGGGCGAGUUGUCUGCGGUGACCCAGCGACGGGAUGUUCCAUGGAAAUCCCUUUGAAUAUAUCGCCAUUGUCGAAGACCCCUGGAGAGAAAACAAGCAGCACAAAUGCGAUCAACAUUGACAUUCGUCUUUGCAAAGAAUGCAAAUCCACUAUAUUUGACCGUCAAGACUUUGAAGCCGAUAUCAUGCGAAAACCUCCUGACCUGAGGGCAUAUGAGUAUCUGACCCAAUUUGAGAGGGGUAUUCGGUUACUUAUGCCCAAGUUUCAAAAGCUGUUAACAGCUUUACAGGACCCGAGACGACCACCAACGUCCGCCCAAAUCGCAGAAGCUUCCAAAGUCCGCAAGCGACUCACUGAUUCAUUUUCUCAAUACGAUACAGCGGCUAGGCGUAUCCGUGAUUUGCCCACGGAAUCUACGACACAGAAACUACUUCAGAAAGCUAUCUAUCAACAAGCUACCAACUUCCUUCAUCUUCAUAUGCUCCCGUUAAAGUCGUUGCCAAAAAUUCUCAAGCAUGCCACGGCCAAUGGACGGCCUCCAAGCGCUGUGGACUCAUCUGGCCGUCCUGGUUCUACGAAUGGUUCGAUCGGGGACCACCGGCGGCAGGGGUCCACUUUAUCAUCCAUCCGAUACGGAAGUGUUACUGCGAGUAUUAGCAAUAGCAGCCUAGCCAGCGACACAAGUAGUGCUAUUUCUGCACUGGAGGCGGAGGAAAAAUCGUUGCGCGAGAGGCUUAUUGUACUAGAGGAGCAAAAAUUCUUUGUCUCUGAGAUGAUCGCAGAUGCAAACCGGCGUCGCAAGUUCGACGAAGUUAGCAGCCUAGCGAUAAAUGUCGAGGAUCUCACACGGGAGAUUGACCGAGUCAACGGAAUGUUAGAAAGGCUGGAUUUCGAGAGUGUCUAUACGGGCAGUCAGCCAGCUUGA
Molecule: messenger RNA, 2022 nt
Organism: Aspergillus tanneri
Lineage: Eukaryota; Fungi; Ascomycota; Eurotiomycetes; Eurotiales; Aspergillaceae
Gene: PEP7
Product: putative vacuolar segregation protein (Pep7)
Exons: 6
Coding region: 1-2022 (673 amino acids)
Biological process (GO): DNA repair
Molecular function (GO): DNA binding; metal ion binding
Source: RefSeq, a predicted model, not a curated record